AUGAUUAAACACAUAUACAACAACAACAACAACAACAACAACAAAAAAUUACAAGAUAUACAACACAACAUAGAAUUGGAAACCCCAGAAGAACAUCUUAACCAAGAAAUCGAAACAAGGUUCGAUUUUGAAGAACGAUGUACAAUCAUAAAAACGAAACUUCUUGUAUUACAGAACAGAAAUAGUCCACCUGUACAACCAUCCACAUCACAGUCACAGACUAAUAUACCUAUACAGCCAGAGCGAGGUCCAAAAAUGAACUUUCAGCCUUUUCAAGAAACAGAAACAUUUAGAAAUUUUACGAAAAGACUUACUGUAUUUUUCCUCCUGAACAAGAUCGAAGACGCUAAAAUAAAGGUGUAUAUUUUACUUGCUGCUCUAUCCCCAGAAUUGCACGAGAGAUUACAUGAUUUGUGCUCUCCAGAAGAUCCGCUUAAUAUGAAUUUUGAAAAACUAACGAAAGUACUAGACGAUUACGUAGAUCCAAAACCUAGCAUAUGGGCGUUACAACACAAAUUUAUCACACGUUUACAACACGAAGAUGAAACAGUAGCAACAUACGCCUCAGAACUGAAGAAACUUUCAUUGAACUGUGAAUUCAAGUGCCAAAAUUGUCAAAAAUCUACCUUAGAAAGUUUCCUAUCUCUUCAAUUUAUUCGAGGAUUGAAGGACAGUGAUAUACGAACAAAAAUUAUUCAAGAACGAGAUACAUCACAAUUAUUUACAAAACUACUAGAUAUAGCUACGUCGAUAGAAAUGGGAAAAUCAGAAAAUAUUAAAAUAUCCGAAGACUUAUACAAACAUUCUGACACAGUACACAAAAUUUCGAGCUCGGCACAAAAACUCAACUAUCCACGUCCCGCAUCCUCACGACCAAGUAUAAUACAGCCGUCCGCUUCAUUAUCACCUUCGAUAACAAUAAGAGACUUAAAAGGGAGAUGUUUCCGAUGCGGUAAAAUCGAUCACAGAUCCAAUGCAUGUGGUGCAAUCAAAUCCACCUGCUUAAAAUGCAAGAAAACUGGUCAUCUGGUGCGAGUAUGCUUACAACGAAACUUAAACACCAAUCAAUUAGAUGAGAAUAGCAGUAACAUAAGUAUCGAAAGCACGGGAGAUAUAAACCUCAUUAAAAGCGAGAUAUCUGAAAAAUAUACGAUUACAGUUAAAAUAGAGAAUAAAAAUGUUUGCAUGGAAUUCGACAGAUCUCUUCGAACAAGAAAUAUAUGUUGA
Messenger RNA from Psylliodes chrysocephalus, 1227 nucleotides. The record is from the annotation of a GenBank genome assembly. NCBI's taxonomy places the organism in Eukaryota, Metazoa, Arthropoda, Insecta, Coleoptera, Chrysomelidae.